Molecule: messenger RNA, 912 nt
Organism: Suillus plorans
Lineage: Eukaryota; Fungi; Basidiomycota; Agaricomycetes; Boletales; Suillaceae
Exons: 3
Coding region: 1-912 (303 amino acids)
Source: RefSeq, a predicted model, not a curated record
AUGCAUUCGCUCCACCCAGAUUAUGAUUGUGUACCUACUCCAGAACCGCCCCAUCAGGAUCUCUCCCCACCACCCCAGCCACCGCUCCACCCUCAAAAUUUCUCACCACCCCCUCCUGAUUUCUUGCCACCACAGCCAUCAUCACCUCCCCUAGGUCCUGAUCCAAUUCAGGAGGAUCCAGAUGGUGCUGAUGCAGAAUUCACUGACAUGAGUGAGUGUUACUAUCAUACAUAUCAUUCAAUGUUAAACAGACGACCAUGCACAGCUGACAGUGCAUUUCUGCCGCCUGGCACCCCUCCAACUCCCACACCACUAAAGGCUCCCGAUGACUGGAGCCCAUAUCAUAAUAGAAUUGAAUUUGAGAUGGCAGAGUUCGCAUUCAAAAAAUGCCAUAUGUCUAUGAAAAAUUUAGAUUUCCUAUGCAACUUAAUGGCUUCACUACUCGCAAAACACCACAAUUCACCUUCAUUUGCCGAUCACAAGGAUUUAUACAGUGUCAUAGAUGUGACACAACUUGGUGAUGUCCCCUGGCAGUGUUUUUCAGUUAAACACACAGGAGAACACCCUGAGGUUGUCCCGCCAUGGAUGGACAAAGAGUAUGAUGUCUGGUUUAGGGACCCUCGUGUGAUGGCACAAAACAUAUUAGCCAACCCUACCUGCAAGGAUGAAAUUGACUAUGUGUCAUUCCGUGAGUACGACGUAUCAGAUGACAAACACCAAUGGAAAGACUUUAUGUCUGUAGACUGGGCAUGGCAACAGGCAGACGAGAUAUCAAAUGAUCUGGACACUCGUGGAUCUGCAUCUGUCCCAAUUAUUCUUGGCAGUGACAAGACCACCGUUUCUGUAGGUACAGGUAACAACGAGUACUACCCUCUCUAUGCCUCAAUCAGCAAUGUACACAACAACGUGUGA